CGCUUACAUUUAUUAACACGCAUGCAGUAAAUAAACUCCUAAUAAUUAAAACGAGAAGCAAAUAAAACAUUUAAGUAUAUUAUUUUGAUCUCGAUGAAGUCAUAGCGACGUACGCGCCAACGUUACGUCGUCCGACGGAGACGUCAUAAGAAUGGUGGACUGCUGCUGUGUAAGGAGCGGCAUGACAAACGAGAGAAACUUACGAGCUGAAAGGACAGUUUUACGACACAUUUGAAGCCUUACACUGAUGGACAACAGAAGACGUUAUGAUGAAAAAUAUUGAUUCAAGAGAAAGGCAUGAAGAUGACACAUGCCUUCAGGUGUGAAGGUGCACAAAAUGAGGAAGAGGAGGAGGAGGAGGAUGAAGAGGCAAGCCCUAUUAGAUCCAGUUUCUCCGUCGAGGACCUGCUCGAUGAGGUGGAGAAGAUCAGCAGUGUUGCCAGUAGUGGUAAAAAGGUUGAGAUUGUGGUGAGACUGUGGAAAAAUGGCUUCACGCUGAAUGACGAAGACUUGCGCAGUUACACCCAAGAGGAAAACCAAGAGUUCUUGGAGGCCAUUAAAAAGGGUGAGCUGCCUCUGGAGCUUGAAGGAAGAGCUGAAGAUGAGGAACUAGAAGUCAAUGUGGAGGACAUGAAGGAUGAAGUUUAUGUCCCGAAGAAAAAGAUUUUUCACCCAUUUACAGGCCGAGGUUACAGACUGGGAAGUGUGGCUCCGCGAGUGGUGGCCAGGUCGCGGUCGAUACACGAGGACUGUUCUGGUCCUCCUGUCCCAGCCGUGGAGCUGAAUGAAGAUCUCCCAGUGACCUCCCUGCAGAUCUGGCUGGCAGACGGUCGGCGACUGGUGCAGAGGUUUAAUCUGUGCCAUCGGAUCAGCGAUGUGCAGCGUUUUGUGGAGCAGGCUCAGAUCACGGACACUCCGUUCAUCCUGACCACAUCGCUGCCGUUCAGAGAGCUGACAGAUGAGGCUCAGAGUUUGGAGGAAGCCGACUUGGCAAACGCUGUCAUCGUUCAGAGGCCUGUUAACACACAUGCUCCAUUUGGGCACUCCUGACUGUUCCUUCUUUAAACAGAGACUCAAAUAUAUUGGUUUUGCCCCAUGUGUGGGUAACUUUUCAUGAAUCCUUCUCUUUUAAAGGAACACUCCACUUUUCAUUAAAAAAUAGGCUCAUUUUACAUAUCUCUUAAUAGUUAAACAGUUGAUUUUUACCAUUUCUGAAUCCACUCAGCUGAUCUCCAGGUCUGAAGGAAGCACUUUUAGCUUAGCAAAAUGCAUUGAAUUGGAUUAGACCAUCAGCAUCUUGCUCAAAAAAAUAAGAAGCUUGACUAUUUUCCUGUUUAAAGCUUGACUCUUUUCUAGUUUCAUUGUGUACUAACAUCAACAGAAAAUGAAAAGUUGCUAUUUUCUAGGUCGAUAUGGUUAGGAACUACACUCUCAUUCCGGUAGUGAUAAUUGUUUUUGAAGCACUGCUUCAUGAAGCUUCGAAACCUUAUGAAUUUUUUGCUUCAUAUCAAUGGUCUGGAGGGAGCACUUUUAGUUUAGCUUAGCAUAAUUCAUUUAAAUCAGAUUAGACCAUUAGCAUCUUGCUCAAAAAAAUAAGACGCUUGACUAUUUUCCUAUUUAAAGCUUGACUCUUUUCUAGUUUCAUCGUGUACUAACAUCAACAGAAAAUGAAAAGUUGCUAUUUUCUAGGUCGAUAUGGUUAGGAACUACACUCUCAUUCCGGUAGUGAUAAUUGUUUUUGAAGCACUGCUUCAUGAAGCUUCGAAACCUUAUGAAUCUUUUGCUUCAUUUCAAUGGUCUGGAGGGAGCACUUUUAGUUUAGCUUAGCAUAAUUUAUUGAAUCAGAUUAGACCAUUAGCAUCUUGCUAAAAAAAUAAACGCUUUGAUACUUUUCCUAUUUAAAACUUGACUCUUCUCUAGUUUCAUGGUGUACACAGAUCAACAAAGUGAAAAGUUGCUAUUUUCUAGGUUGCUAUGGUUCUGAACUAUACUCUCAUUCCGGUAGUGAUGGCUGUUUUCGAUGCGCUGCUUCAUGAAGCUUCAAAACCUUUAUGGAUCUUUUGUUUCGUAUCAGUGGUCUGGAGGCAGCACUUUUAGAUUAGCUUAGCAUAAUUUAUUAAAUCAGAUUAGACCAUUAGCAUCUUGCUAAAAAAUAAACGCUUUGAUACUUUUCCUAUUUAAAACUUGACUCUUCUCUAGUUAAAUCGUGUACGAAGACCAACAGAAAAUGAGAAGUUGCUAUUUCUUAGGUUGAUAUGGUUAGAAACUACACUCUCAUUCCGGUAGUGAUGGCUGUUUCGAAGCACUGCUUCAUGAAAUUUCGUAACCUUUAUGAAUCCGGUGGUCCGGAGGCAGCAAUUUAAGCUUAGCUUAGCUUAGCAUAAUUCAUUGAAUCGGAUUAGACCAUUAGCAUCUUUUGUUUAAAAAAAUGUUUUGAUACUUUUCUUAUUUAAAGCUUGACUUUUCUCGAGUUGCACCGUGCGCGAACAUCAACAGGAAAUAAAAAGUUGCUGUUUUCUAGGUCGCUAUGGUUAGGAACUAUACUCUCAUUCGGGUAGUCAUGGCUAUUUUCGAAGUACUGCUUCAUGAAGCCUCAACCUUUAUGAAUCUUUUGUUUCGUAUCAGUGGUUUUCGGAAUAUGUAUCAAAUCGGCAAGAUCACGGGAUCUCGGUAAACGGUUUUGUUACCUCAUUACCAUUAUUCAUUUCGAUGAUUCAAUAGUUCUCCACUUGGGAAUAAAUACCCUACGAUCCACAUGAAUCACAUGGCUUCAUUCAGAUCACCCCCUCAGUGGUGAAUCACUUAAGAGGCUUCCUAGUUUUUACCUGAUCUUGAAUCAGUUUUCCGAGUUUGCAGAUGUUUAAAUUGAGACAUUUGUAAAAACAUUGUGAAAAGGAUUAAUAUUAGUUAAUUUAUUAUAAUAUUUAAUUAGUUAAUAAUAGUUAAUGGUCCCUUUUUGAGCCCACCAUGAAACAAACAAUGUGUAAGUCUAGAAAAUCUAUUAAAAAUUAUGCAGACACUUAAUAUUAUAUUAGAUGCUAGAAUAAGCACAUUUAUAGUUUAUACUUUCAAGUUCACAAUGUUUGAAAAAGUCAAUUCUAAUUGAAUUUUGUUGAAUUCACAUGAUUUUGUCCCUGUUUCUAAUGCUUCAAAGCAGUAAAUAAUUAUGCAAAGCAAUUGGUUGAAUUUGGUUGAAAGCUUAGCGAAAUUACCAAGGAACAAAUCUGCAGUACCAUUGCUGCAGCAGGUCGCAAUAUUACGCAGCACCAUAAAAUAAGCUAACCUUCGUCAACAUAAUCCAACGUGAUGACAUGCUUGCACAGAGGGAGUGCCUUGCAACAGUGCAGACUUCAGAACAUAUUUACUUUAGUCAGCCAAAAUAUCAUUGUGCCUGCUGCAACCAUGCUGAACUCCAAAGGAAUUUUAAAAUGAGCCUAUUUUCAAAUAAAAUGUGGAGUGUUCCUUUAAGCUUCAUAAAGGCCAGUAUUUUACAUAUGCACGCUCUUUAUUUAUUUAUUUAUUUAUUAUUUGUUUGUUUGAUUUUGGAGAAGUGGGUCAUUUGGACAUCUUUAAGACCUUAAAGGGAUCUUUAAGGGUCAUCUAUCACAAAUAUAUGGGAAAUAGUUCAACCAAUAUUGGAAAAUAUAAUAUAGCAGAAGUCAGUUUUUGAGUCCGGCAUUUUUUUGGGUGUAUUAGUGUUGCCUUGGUGUAGAUGUAAGGCUGCAAUAUCUCUGAAAAUAUGAUAUGUGUGAUUAAUAAAUGGCAGUAUUUUCAAAUUUGGAUGAAUUGUUUCUUCUCAUUUUCAAGUUUGUUUGUUUUUUCCGACAUGUUCUUUUACAACCAGAUAUGUUGGCCUUUUCUAAUGCAAUGCAGUACUCGAAAGCCAAGUCUUUAACCUUCACUAUUAUACACGUUUACAUGUAUCGAUCAAUGCAGAAGUCAGAUCAUAAGCUUAAUGGAGUUGUGUUUGAUCAUCAUUGCUGGUAUGUCUUAAUGUGCACUGUUAAGUUCUACAUGUCAAAUGUUUUAUGCACUUUGCCUGUGACAGAGACUCUGAUAUAAAGACCUCUGCUUGCAAUAAACCUACUGAAGUCA
This is a messenger RNA of Danio rerio (zebrafish), 4095 nucleotides long. The record is from RefSeq and is a predicted model, not a curated record. Lineage: Eukaryota; Metazoa; Chordata; Actinopteri; Cypriniformes; Danionidae.